AUGGACGACAUCACGCGCUGGGUCCGCCGGCUCGUGUGCAAGGGCCUCGACGUCGACGACGACGUGUACAACCGCGUCUUUGAGGAGACGUCCAAGACCACCAAGAAGCCGCCGACGCGCGACUUGUACCGUAAGUUCUUCUCGAGCGAGACGGCUGCGGGCAACGUCCUCUUCUUCUACACGACGCAGUACGAGGUCGAGGUGGAAGUCGAGGUCGAAGAAGAGGUCGAUGCGCCGCCCAAGGCGAUCGCUGCCGAGGCGCCGUGCCCAGAAGAGCCGACAGCAGACGACGCGGCUACUAGCAGCAACAACAACGGCUUGCCUGGUCCUGUGACCGUCGAGCAAGACGAGCGCGACUUGGCCGCACCUGCCGCCGAGAAGGUCAAGACGAUUCGCCGCAUCACGACGCGGGAAGCCAAGGACAUGUGCAACGUAAGCUUGAACGUGCUGCCAUUGCACGACGGCCCGUGCGUCUUUUUCAUCAAGAGCGGCGACGGGCCCGUCGCGCUUCUCUCAAGCGAGGCCGAAGACAGUGCGAGCAACAUUGAAGUCGGGUGCUCGACGGGCGAUCUACUCUCGAACCUCGAGGGCGUCAUCUGCCACGUGUUCAUCCCCGUGCUCGACCCCAAGCUCCUCGCCGAGGGGGGGUACGAGACCGAGCUCACGGACGCCCACCACGCGCUCAAGGUCAUUGACGCGGUCCGAAACGAGUUUCGGGGCAACCUCGUCAAAUUUGCGUCGCAAAUCUCCAAUGCGAUGCAGCAGAUCCAAGGCGACGUGCACCUCGUGAUCCCACCCGUCACGAUCGAGAAGCCCGAAGCGUGUCUCGAUGACUACGAACUCAUCAACACGCUCGAGCAAGCGCUGGAAGAGUGGUACAAGGUCGUCGCGAUGGUUGUCGACCAAGAGGCGCGCAAGGCUCCGAAGCGCAAGGGUCCGUUGGCCGAAAUUGAGUUUUGGCGCGAACGCAACGCGACGUUGAGUACGAUUUUUGAGCAAAUCAACAUGCCCCACGUGCAAAAGAUGCUCACGCUGCUCGAGCUCGUCGAAGCCGCGAUGCUCUCGACGUUCCGGUAUCAUUUCUCCGAGCUCAGCAAGCAGUACAUCGAGGCCAAGGACAACGUCAAGUUCCUCACGACACUCGAACGCCACUUUAAAAACCUCGCGGUCGGCUCGUUUGGGACAAUCGCGGACACGCUGCCGUCGAUGAUGAACGCGAUCCGCAUGGUCUGGAUCAUCUCGCGCCACUACAACACGGACGAGCGCAUGGUGCCGCUCAUGGAGCGCAUUGCGUCCGAGAUUGCCGACAAGGUCGCCGGCGCCAUCAACAUUCACACGUUUCUCCGCAAGCCGCCCGAGACGGCGCUGCAUGCGAUCGAAGAGGCAAAAAUGGUGCUCGAUUUGUGGUACACGACGUACAUGAAGGUCCGGGAGCGCAUCGAAGCCAGCGGGACCGACCAUCGAUGGGAGUUUGACCGAAAGCGGCUUUUCGACCAAACCAACUACAUGGCCAAGAUUUGUGAGAACCUCCAAGAAGUCGCGACGGUCCUCGACCAGUUUCAUAAAUUUCUCGGGCCGGAGCUCAAGAGCGUCACGGGCGACUCGCAAGGCAUUGACGACGUCAUGGCGCGCGUCGAGAGUCUCAUUGCGCCGUUCGAAAACGUUCCGUUCCGCAUCUUUGACCGCGGCUACAAGACGAGCUGGGAGUCGGUCAUGGUGCAAUUUCGGGAAAAAGUCGUCGAGAUCGAGACCAUGACGCGCAAGUUCAUCGACACGUCGUUCCAGAAGCUUCGGUCGGCGGAAGGCGCGUUCGACUUGCUCCAAAACUUUCAAAACAUCCAGUCCCGCGACUCGAUCAACAAGCAAAUGAUGGAAAAGUACAAGGACAUUUUGAUGCAGUACAGCAAGGAGCUCGAGAAACUCACCGAGCAGUUUGAGCUCAACAAGGCGCGGCCGCCGAUUUACAAGUCGCACCCGCCCGUCGCCGGCGCCAUUGCGUGGGCCCGCGCCCUCUACCACCGCGCCAAGAAGCCCAUUAUGCGCUUCCGGGCCAUGCACGAUUUGCUCAAGUCGCCCCACGGCGAAGAAGUCAAGGAAAAAUACCUCGUGUUUGCGCGCGCCGUCGAUGCGUACAUCCGGAGCCUCCAUCUCGAGUGGAAAGAAAAGGUGCCGUCCACAACGAACGAGCAUUUGAAGCAGCCGAUCUUGGGGCCGCCGCUCCUCGAGACGAGCAAGAUCGAGAACGGGUCGCCGGUGCUCAAGCUGCCGCCGCCGCCGUUUUACCCCAACUUUGCGCCCGAGCUCUCCAUGAUCAUCCGCGAAGCCAAGUACAUGGACCGGCUCGGCUUUGACAUCCCCGAAGAGGCGCUCAACGUGACGCUGCAAGAAGACAAGUACCACCAGAUUGUGCAGGAUCUCAAGGGCAUGCUCAAGCAGUACGACGCACUUCUCAAGAGCCUCUCGCCCGUUGAGACCUACCUUCUCCGCGGGCAACUCAAAGACCUCGACGACGCGCUCCGCGUCGGCUUUUACCCGCUCAAUUGGAACUCGCAGCGCAUCUUUUCGUUCAUUGAAGCGUCGCUGAAAGCGCUCAACCAGUUUGGCAACAUCGUCUCCCAAGUCCACAAGAGCGCCAAGAUGAUCGAAGAGGUUGUCGUGACGAUCGAGAACACGAUGCUCAUCAAGAUCAGCGACUACGAGGACGGCGUCGUGACCGAAGUCGGCGAGUUUUACGAGCUCAUGGAGCGCAACCGCGUCGCGCGCAUUGACGAGCUCGUGCAGAACUACCGGAGCAUCGGACCGCUGCUCAUCAAGGUCGAGGAGGUUGUCGCUGGCGUCAACACGGGAUGCAGCCCCAAGCUCGCAACCUACUACAUGUACUGGGAGCGGCGCGUCUUUAACGCGAUCACAAAGAUGAUCAUUGGCUCGAUGACGACGUUUCAAGCGCUUUUGAACGUGCACCAAAAGGACGUGUUUCGACAAACCAACCACGAAGCCAACAAGCUCAAGCGCCCGCCGCUCUGCAAGAUCAAGGCGACCAUGAAUGGCAAAGACAUUGUGGUGACGCCGACUCUCAGCGACAUGUACAAGUAUCUGAGCAAGUGCGUCAAGCACAUUGUCGAGAGUGCGAAAGCGUUCGCGCGCUGGAUGCAUGGCACGUGCCGCGAAACCGAGCCCCAAGUCGCGUCCGAGGACGACGAGCCCGUCACGUUUACGUUCUACAACGACAUUUCGCAAAACCCGUAUGUGAUCAAGAUGACGCUGUCGCUCAACCAAGAGAUCCACAAGGUCUUCAACAUUAUCAACAAGUACCUCGACUCGUGGCGCCGGUACGACACGGUCUACGCGCUCUGGAACCCGAAGCGUCGCGCGGCCUUGGACAAGCUCGCAGACAAGAAGCCGAGCUGCGUCUACUUCGACGCGCGCAUGGCGUCGUAUGCGCGCCUCGCGGAUAGCGUGCGGAGCCAGCCGACCGAGAAGGAAACGGACUUUCUUCAAAUCAACUGCUUUGCGGUUGCGGUCGCGAUUGCCAAACAGGCCGAGAAAUGGAAAGACGACUAUGGUCAGAUUUUGCUCGAGCUCUCGACCAAGAAGCUCGCGGCCAGCGUCGCCAUCAUGGAUGGCUUUGAGAAGGAGCUUCUGGCGGCGCCGACGGACCUCGCGUCGCUAAAGACGCUUUUAAACACGAUCGCGCGCAUCUCGGCCUCGAGUAUGGAGAUGGAGCUCGACUACUGCGACAUUGCCGAGCGGUACCGGACGCUGCAGACGUACGCAAUCGCAAUGCAAGACGGCGGCGCCGAGGCCACGCGCGCGUUUGAGCUCGAGUCGCGCUGGAAGAGCCUCGUGAUCGCGAGCAAGACCAAGGAUCUGCGGCUCAUCCACGUCAAGGACCAGUUCCGAGUCGUGACCAAACAAGACACGGCGGCGUUUGCGAUCGACUGCAAGGCGAUGCGGUCCGACUUUUUCUCGACCGGACCUGGCGGAACCCUCUCCGACUUGGACGCGGGCUUGGAGCUCGUGACCGAGUACAAGGCGCGGCUCGCGGCGUUCAAGAACAAGCGCCAAGAGCUCGUGAACGCUGAGAACCUCUUUAGCCUCCCGUUGAGCGCGUACCCGGAGCUCCAAGAGGUGGCCGACGCGCUCGAGAAGCACGAACGCGUCUACGCCCUCUACAUUGAGCAAAAGGAGUUUAUCACGGGCAUGUCGGGCGUGCUCUGGGGCGAGCUCGACGUCGGCUUUAUGACCAAGGGCAUCGAUGAGCUCGAAAAGACGUGCCGCAAAUUUCCAAAGGAGCUUCGCGCGAUGGCCACGUUCCAAGAAGUCGAAAAGCAGAUCUUCGCGUUCAAGGAGAGCAUCCCGCUCAUUGCGUCGCUAAAGAACGACGCGAUGAAGCCCCGGCACUGGGAAGAGCUCAUGGCGGUCACGCAGGUCAAGUUUGAAAUGAACCUCAAGACGUUUACGCUCGGAAACCUCUUUGCGAUGCAGCUGCAUCGGUUCGCGGCCGAGAUUGGCGACAUUGUCAACGCCGCGAUGCAAGAAGCCAAAAUCGACAUGGAGCUCCAGAAGAUCGAGGACGUUUGGGCCAAAGCGACGUUUGAAGUCGCCAAAUACAAGAAGAACGGGACAGACCGUGGGUGGGUACUCCGCACCGCCGACGAGCUCAAGCUCACGCUGGAAGAUCACAUGCUCAACCUCCAGACGAUGAGCGGCUCGCGCUUCAUUGCGAGCUUCUCGGACCGCGUCCGCAAGUGGGAGAAGAAGCUCAACAUUGUCAACGAAUGCAUCGACGUGUGGUUUGUCGUGCAGCGCAAAUGGAUGUACCUCGAGAGCAUCUUCAUUGGCGCCGAAGACAUUCGGCUUCAGCUCCCCGAGGAAGCCAAAAAGUUUGACGCGCUCGAUAAGGCGUGGAAAGGCAUCAUGGCGGCCACGUACAAGAACGCCAACGCUGUCGAUGCGUGUACGACCGACAACCGUACCGAGACGCUCCUCGGGCUCUCCGAGCGCCUAGACAAGUGCCAGAAAAGCCUCAGCGACUACCUCGACACGAAGCGGAAUUCGUUCCCGCGCUUCUUCUUCAUCUCCGACGACGAGCUCCUCUCGGUGCUCGGGUCGUCCGACCCGACAUCGAUUCAAGUGCACAUGCUCAAGCUGUUUGACAACGUCAAGCUUCUAACGUUUGCACGCAACAACCGAAAUGUGACGGCCAUGGAGAGCUCGGAAGGCGAGGGCUUCACGUUCCGAACCGUCUCGAUCGUCGAAGGGCCCGUCGAGCAGUGGAUGACAGGGGUGGAAGACGAAAUGCGUGCGACGCUCCAAGUGAUUGCCAAGGAAGGCGUCUUUCACUACGCGCGGUCGCCGCGGACGACGUGGCUCGGCGACGUCCUCGGCAUGGUCGGUCUCGUUGGCAGUCAAAUCUGGUGGACGUGGGAGGUCGAAGACGUCUUUCAUCGCGUGGCCGGCGGCAACAAAUAUGCGAUGAAGGAGCUCGAAGUGAAGCUCACGGGGCAGCUCAACGACCUCGUGCGCCAGGUGCGCGAGCCACUGCCCAAGCAGACGCGCAAGAAGGUCAACACGCUGCUCAUCAUUGACGUCCAUGCGCGCGACAUUGUCGACGCGUUCGUUCGAGACUCGAUCUUGCACGAAAAAGAGUUUGCUUGGGAGUCGCAGUUGCGCUUUUACUGGGACAAGGACGUCGACGACGUCGUAAUUAAACAGUGCACCGGCACCUUUCGCUACGGCUACGAGUACAUGGGUCUCAACGGCCGGCUCGUCAUUACGCCUCUCACCGAUCGCUGCUACAUGACGCUCACGCAAGCGCUCACGUUCAAGCUUGGCGGGUCGCCCGCGGGGCCUGCCGGCACGGGCAAGACGGAGACCGUCAAAGAUCUCGCCAAGUCGCUCGCGCUGCCGUGCUACGUCAUCAACUGCGGCGAGGGCCUCGACUACAAAGCCAUGGGAAGCAUCUUCUCGGGGCUUGUCCAAGUCGGCGCGUGGGGCUGCUUUGACGAGUUCAACCGCAUCAACAUCGAAGUACUUUCCGUCGUCUCGGCGCAGCUGCGAGCGAUCCAGAACGCGCUCAACACGGACAAGCCAACCGUCGACAUUGGCUUUGGCACGGAAAUCGCGAUUCAUCGCACGGCAGGUUUUGCGACCUGCGGCUUUUUCAUCACGAUGAACCCGGGGUACGCUGGCCGCACCGAGCUCCCGGACAACCUCAAGGCGCUCUUCCGCCCCGUGACGAUGAUUGUACCCGACUUGCUCAUGAUCUGCCAGAUCAUGCUCUUUAGCGAGGGCUUUGAGAACGCGGUCGCGCUCGCCAAGAAGAUGACGGUGCUCUACAAGCUCUCGCGCGAACAGUUGAGCAAGCAGUACCACUACGACUUUGGGCUCCGCGCGCUCAAGAGCGUGCUCGUCAUGGCCGGCUCUCUCAAGCGCGAGUACAGCGACAUGAGCGAAGACCUCGUGCUCAUGCGCGCGCUGCGUGACUCGAACAUGCCAAAGUUUGUGUUUGAAGAUGUCCCGCUCUUCCACGGCCUCAUCAACGAUCUCUUUCCUGGGCUCGACUGCCCGCGCGUGGGGUACGCCACGCUAAAAGACGCGAUCGAAGCCGACUUGGAUGCGGGCGAAUACCGGACCACGGAUGUCGCCGUCUUUCGCGAGCAAACGGACAAGAUCAUUCAAAUGUACGAGACGAUGCUGGUCCGGCACACGACCAUGAUCGUCGGACCCACCGGCGGUGGCAAGUCGCUCGUGCUGCAAACACUCGCGAAUGCGUCCAAGGUCGCGCUGGACGAGGUUGUCAAGAUCUUUGUCCUGAACCCGAAAGCGCAGUCGGUCGCUGAGUUGUAUGGUACGAUGGACCCGGUCACGCGCGACUGGACGGACGGCGUCCUCUCCAAGCUCUUUCGAGAGCUCAACCAGCCGCUGCCGCCGGGAAAAGAAAACGAGAAGCGCUGGCUCAUCUACGACGGCGACGUGGACGCCGUCUGGGUCGAAAACAUGAACUCGGUCAUGGACGACAACAAACUGCUCACGCUGCCCAACGGCGAGCGCAUUCGCCUUCAAACGCACUGCAGCAUGAUCUGCGAGACGUUCGACUUGCAAUAUGCGUCGCCGGCGACCAUCUCGCGUUGCGGAAUGGUGUGGGUCGACCCCAAGAACCUCGGGUACCGUCCGUUCUACGAGCGCUGGCUCAAGAAACGCACCAAGCUCGACGACAAAGGACCGCUUCUGGAGUUUUUUGACCAGUAUGUGCCCAAGUGCGUCGACUACAUCCUCGAGGGCACGGUCGGCGCGGAAGUCGUCGGCCGCCUCACGCAAGUGAUUCCGAUCUCCAACAUGGAAAUGUGCAAGCAGCUGACGAAUGCGAUCGACAGCUACUUUCCGGAGGCGCCUCUCGAGCGCAUGGACAUUGAAGGUCUCUUUCUUUUUUGCCUCGUAUGGUCGCUCGGCGCCGCGCUCAUCGAGCCCAGUCGCGUCCGCUUUGACGAGUUUCUCAAGACGAUCGCGACCUGCGCGAUGCCAACGCCGUCGCUCUACGCCUGCUUUUACAACGUGGAGACGCAUAAAUGGCAGACGUGGGACUCGCGCGUGCCAUCGUACAUUGAGCCAGCACCGUUCAACUUUUCCAACGUGCUCGUGCCAACGACAGACUCGGUCUUGUACUCGUACAUUCUCGCGACAGGCAUGAAGACAGAGCGACCCGUGCUCCUUGUCGGGGACUCGGGCACAGCCAAGACCGUGACGGUGACCAACUACCUCCGCGAACUUGACCCACAGACCACGUCGUCGCUCAGUAUCAACUUUUCAAGCCGGACGAGCUCGGCCGACGUACUCGCCAACAUCCAAGCCAACGUCGAUAAGCGCACGGGCAAAAUCUACGGCCCGCCUGCGGGCAAGAAGCUCGCCAUCUUCAUCGACGACAUGAACAUGCCCAAGGUCGACUUGUACGGCACGCAACAACCCAUCGCGCUCCUUCACUUUGUCGUGAGCAAAGGCUGCAUGUACGACCGCGGCAAAGAUUUGGAUCUGCGCAUCCUCAAGGAUUUGCUCUACAUUGGCGCCAUGGGCCCGCCAGGCGGUGGUCGCAACAACGUCGACCCGCGCUUCGUCGCGCUCUUCAACGUGUACAACUUGACGCCGCCGACGAAAGACGUUUUGCGCAACAUUUACGGCUCGAUUCUGACGACGUAUCUGCGCAAUUUUGCGCCGCCCGUGCAGGAGGCAGGCGCCAAGCUCACGGACGUCCUCCUGCGCCUCUUUGAUGUGAUUGUCGAGAAGCUGCCGCCGACACCGUCCAAGUUUCACUACAUCUUUAAUCUCCGGGACCUCGGCCGCGUCUGCGAAGGCGUGUGCAUGGCGACGCCCGACAAAUUCGACUCGUCGGCCAAGCUCGUGCGCCUGUGGCGCAACGAGGUCCAACGUAUUUUUUGCGACCGCCUCACCAGCACGACCGACCUCGGCGUCGUCGAGACCGCGACCGCGAGCCUCCUCAACGAGGUGUUUCCGUCCGAAGCACCGGUCGCGCUCGUGGAUCCUCUGCUCUUUGGGGACUAUGCCGACUGCCGGAACCGCCUCGGCGGCGGUGGUGGCGAAGACCUCCGAUUGUACCAAGACAUGGACUCGUACAAGCGGAUCCAGUCGAUCUUUGAGGAAGUGCUCGAGACGUACAAUCUCGACAACAAGCCAAUGGCACUCGUACUCUUUGAGAUGGCCCUCGAACACCUCUCGCGCAUCCUGCGCAUCAUUCGCAACCCCCUCGGGCACGCGCUAUUGAUUGGCGUCGGCGGCAGUGGGAAGCAGAGCUUGUCGCGCCUCGCUGCGUUCACCGCGGGCUACGAUCUUUUUGAGAUUUUUCUCACGCGCGGCUAUGGUGAGGCCGAGUUCCGCGAGAACCUCAAGGACCUGUACCGGAAACUCGGCAAAUCGCCCGUCGUCUUUCUGUUUACGGACGCCCACGCGGUGGAGGAAGGGUUCCUCGAGUUCAUCAACAACAUGCUCACGACCGGUAUCGUCCCGGCGCUCUUUGAGCAAGAUGAGAAAGACCAGCUCGGCGCCACGAAUUGCUGGAAAUUUUACGUCCAGCGCUGCCGCCAGAACCUGCACGUCGUGCUCGCCAUGUCGCCGUCGGGCACAACGCUGCGCGUGCGCUGCCGGAACUUUCCAGGCCUUGUCUCGGCGAGCGUCAUCGAUUGGUUCUUCUCGUGGCCCGAAGACGCGCUUCGGAACGUGGCGCGCUACUUCUUGCUCGACGAGAAGAUUCCGGAAGAGCACCGGCCCGAGGUUGUGAACCACCUCGUGCACGCCCAUUUGCGCGUCGUGACGGUCGCGCACCGGUUUGCGGUCGAGUUGCGCCGGCACUACUACGUGACGCCGAAGAACUACCUUGACUUUAUCGCCAACUAUCGGCUGCAGCUCAAGGAAACAAUCAAAAGCUUGGCCGUCGACCGCAUGCAAAUCGAGCUCAGCGAGAAGAAGAUCAUUGUCGACGAGAAGACGGUCGCCUGCGAAGCGCUCAUCAAAACGAUUGGCGAAAAGUCGGCGAUUGCGAGCAAGCAGCAAGAAGUGGCUGCGAUUACGCAGAUCGAGUGCGAGAAAGCGAGCGUCGUCAUCGCCAAAGAAAAGGAAGAGGCCGACGCCGCGCUGCUCGAAGCGCUGCCGGCGGUGGAAGCCGCGGCUCAGGCGCUCCAGGACCUCUCCAAAGCCGACUUGACCGAAAUCAAGUCGUUCGCGUCGCCGCCCGCGCUCGUCAUGUCGGUGUGCAUGUGCGUCCUGAUCCUGCGGCCGACGGGCCAGGACCUCGACUUGGACUGGAAGGGCGCCAAGGUCAUGCUCAGCAACCCGAACAUGCUCAACUUGCUGAAGGAGUACGAGAAAGACAAGAUCACGGCCAAAAUGAUCUCCAAGAUCAAGACGUUCUUCAAGAACCCGGACCUCAACCUCGAAACGAUGAAGUCGAUCUCGAAAGCAGGGUCCGGUCUCCUGGUGUGGGUCAUUGCCAUCGUCAAGUACUACGACGUCGCGCGCAACGUCGAGCCGCUCAAACUCAAAGUCAAAACGAUGGAGAAAGAGCAAGCCGUCAAGGAACAAGAGCUGCUCGAGCUCAAAGAAACACUGGAGCGGCUCACGGUCGAUCUCAACGGACUCUCGUCGGCGUUUGAAGCCGCCAACGGCGAGCUCCAGGGUCUGAAAUCCCAAGCCGACCAGAUGCAAAAGCGAUUAAGCGCCGCGAGCAAGCUCCUCUCGGGUCUUGCGAGCGAAAAGACGCGAUGGACCAAGGACAUUGAGAGCUUGAACCUCCAAGGCGAGCGGCUCAUUGGCGACUGCCUCCUCACUGCGAGCUUUCUCAGUUAUGCCGGCGCCUUCAGCUUUGACUACCGCUACGAACUGAUCUACGUCGACUUUUUGAGCGACGUGACGGGCCGGAAGCUACCGGCGACGGACCCGUUCAAGCUCGAGAGCUCGCUGACCAACGACGCAACUGUGCAAAAGUGGGUCGCGGAGGGCCUCCCGGCGGACGAACACUCCGUGCAAAACGGUAUUUUAACGACCAAGGCAUCGCGCUUUCCGCUGUGCAUUGAUCCGCAGCAGCAAGCAGUCACGUGGAUCAAGCGACGCGAAGAGAAGAACAACUUGACGGUCAAGACGCUCAACGACGGCGAUUUCAUGAAGCAUCUCGAGCUUGCCAUCCAGUUUGGCAACCCGUUCUUGUUUGAGGCCGUCGACGAAGAGCUUGACCCGAUUUUGGAUCCCGUCCUCGAGAAGAGCACCUUCAUGGAGGGCUCCCAGCGGCUCAUCAAGCUCGGCGACAAGAACGUCGAGUGGGACGCCAACUUUCGACUCUACUUUACGUCCAAGCUCGCCAACCCGCACUACUCGCCCGAGGUCAUGGGUAAAACCAUGAUUGUCAACUACUCGGUGACGCAAGCCGGUCUCGCCAACCAGCUUUUGAACGUCGUCGUCGCCCACGAACGCCCCGAUCUCGAGGAGCAGUACCGAGAGCUCGUCCGCGACAUGUCGGAGAACACGCAAAUGAUCGUCGAGCUCGAAGACACGCUCUUGCACGAGCUCUCGACGUCCACGGGCAACAUCUUGGACAACGAAGAGCUCAUCGUGACGCUGGACGAGACCAAGAACAAGGCGACCGAGAUUGGCUCGAAACUCGACAUGAGCAAGUUUACAAAGGACGAAAUCACAAAAGCGCGCGCCGUGUACACGCCGGUCGCGCUUCGCGGCAGUAUCAUGUACUUUGCCAUGUCGUCGCUCUCGACCAUCAUGAAGAUGUACGAGAUCUCGCUCACGUCGUUCCUGACGGUCUUCAACUCGGCCCUCGACAGCGCCAAGCGCGACGUGGUCUUGGAGAAGCGCCUCCGCUUUAUGAUCCAAAGCAUCACGGAAAUGAUGUACGAUUACACGUGCACCGGUAUUUUUGAGCGCCACAAGCUCAUGCUGUCGUUCCAAAUGACCGGUGACACAUCGCUCGAGGCGGCGGGCGUCAACAAGCCGGACGACCUCGUGUGGAUUGCUGCCGCCGGCUGGAAAGACCUGCUCUGCCUCACCAAGAUGGGCGGGCCGUUCGAAACGCUGUUGAGCGACGUCAUGACGCACAAGCGGGCCUGGCAAGAGUGGUACGAGCUCGAGGCGCCCGAGCAAAGUCCGUUUCCGUGUGACUAUACAACCAAGCUCUCGCCGCUCCAGCAGCUUCUCAUUUACCGCUGCUUUCGCCAAGAUCGCGUGUACAACGCGAUGAAGCUCUUUGUCAUGGCCGUGCUCGGGGAAAAGUACGUGCAGCCGCCGGUCUUGGACUACGCGCGGAUUUACGCUCAGAGCGCCCCGACAGCACCAAUUGUGUGCAUUUUGAGUCCCGGCGCCGACCCACAGAGCGACAUCCAGACACUCGGCGAGGCCACGGGCUUCUCGGGCCACAAAUUCAAGUUUUUGGCGCUCGGCCAAGGCCAAGGACCGCUCGCCGAGCAGAUGCUCGAGGCGGGCUACACGCGCGGGCACUGGGUGUUGUUACAAAACUGCCACUUGCUCGCGAGUUGGCUACGAACGUUGGAGAAGACGCUGCUGGCGAUGCACAAGCCCCACAAGGACUUUCGACUCUGGCUCACGACCGAGCCGACGGAUCGGUUUCCGCUUGGCAUCCUCCAGCGGUCCCUCAAAGUCGUGACCGAGCCGCCGGACGGGCUCAAGCAGAACAUGCGGUCGCUCUACUCGAAGCUCGACGAGGCACUCCUCGACGAGUGUCCGCACCCAGCGUUCAAACAAGUCGUGUUUGUCCUGUGCUUCUUGCACGCCGUCGUGCUCGAGCGCCGAAAAUACGGCAAAAUUGGCUGGAACGUGAGCUACGACUUUAACGAGUCGGACUUCAACAUCUCGCGCAAGCUGCUGUCGCUCUAUUUGCACAAGGCGUUUGUCGACGGCGACGAGCAGCUGCCGUGGGGGUCCCUCAAGUACCUCAUUGGCGACGCCAUGUACGGCGGGCGCGUCUCGGACGACUAUGACCGGCGCGUCCUCACGACGUAUCUCUCCGAGUACAUGGGCGACUUUCUCUUUGACGACUGCCAGCCCUUCUUCUUUAGCCGGUCCGGCUUUGACUACCGGCUCCCAUUGGACGGACCGCUCGAGUCGUACCUCGCGACCGUCGAGGCGCUACCGCUCACCAAUUCGCCGGCCGUCUUUGGCUUGCAUCCGAACGCAGAAAUUGGCUACUACACCAACAUGACCAAGUCGGUGUGGCGCGACCUCAUCUCGCUCCAGCCGCGCUCGGCGGGCAGCGGCGGCGGCAUCUCGCGCGAAGACUACAUUACGAACAUCGCGACCGACAUCGAGUCCAAGGUGCCCGACGCCGUCGACGUGAAUUUGAUCCGGAAGCGGCUCGGGGGCACACCGACGCCGACCCAAGUCGUGCUGCUGCAGGAACUCGACCGCUGGAACGUGCUCAUCGCCAAGAUGGCCACGUCGCUUGGGGACCUCCAGAAGGCCUUGAUUGGCGAAAUCGGCAUGAGCGACGAGCUCGACGCGGUCGGGUCGGCCCUCUUUGAUGGGUUCUUGCCGAAUAUGUGGCGGAGUCUUUGCCCGAAAACGGAAAAGCCGCUCGGGAGCUGGAUGGUCCACUUCAUGCAGCGGUACGCGCAGUACAUGAGCUGGAUCGAGGCCGGAGACCCCGCGGUGAUGUGGCUCUCGGGCCUUGGCAUUCCGGAGAGCUACCUCACGGCGCUCGUCCAGACCACGUGUCGCGCGAAGAACUGGCCGCUCGACAAGAGCACGCUGUAUACGACCGUGACCAAGUUCCGCGCCGCGACCGAGAUACCCUCGAAGCUUGACUCGGGCUGCUACGUCUCGGGGCUCUACCUCGAGGGCGCGUCGUGGGACCUGGAGCAGGGCUGUCUCUGCCAGCAGCAGCCCAAGAAACUCGUGGAAGAGCUCCCGAUCCUCCAAGUGAUUCCGAUCGAAGCGAGCCGCCUCAAGCUCCAAAACACGUUCCGGACACCGGUGUACGUGACGCAGUCAAGACGCAACGCGAUGGGCGUCGGGCUCGUCUUUGAAGCCGACCUCUUUACGAGCAACCACAUGUCCCACUGGGUCCUCCAAGGCGUCGCGCUCGCGCUCAACACGGACUCGUAG
This is a messenger RNA of Saprolegnia parasitica CBS 223.65, 13629 nucleotides long. RefSeq lists its product as hypothetical. Gene Ontology annotation, molecular function: dynein intermediate chain binding; ATP binding; ATP hydrolysis activity. The record is from RefSeq and is a predicted model, not a curated record. Gene Ontology annotation, biological process: microtubule-based movement. The coding region runs from base 1 to 13629 and encodes 4542 amino acids. The transcript is spliced from 10 exons. Gene Ontology annotation, cellular component: dynein complex. Lineage: Eukaryota; Oomycota; Saprolegniomycetes; Saprolegniales; Saprolegniaceae.